Molecule: messenger RNA, 969 nt
Organism: Paramacrobiotus metropolitanus
Lineage: Eukaryota; Metazoa; Tardigrada; Eutardigrada; Parachela; Macrobiotidae
Product: olfactory receptor 1496-like
Exons: 2
Coding region: 1-969 (322 amino acids)
Cellular component (GO): membrane
Source: RefSeq, a predicted model, not a curated record
AUGGUCAACGUGACGACCACCGACGCCCGAAUCGUCGACAGCUUCGUAGUCUAUCAAACCGAGCUGAAAAUCAUGGUGGCCAUAUUCACAGUGGUCUUUGUAAUAGGCUCACUUUUAUCACUCACCUUAUUCUUGAUCAUCGCCUUUCAACCGCGACUGCGCACCGGCUCCGGCAUUCUGCUCGCUCAUCACCAAUUCAUGCAUGUUCUACAAACCGGCAUCUCUAAUCCGUUUUACAUGGCCACAGUGUGGGGCGCCUGGAUGGGCAUCCCAGUCCGCGGCGUCAACUGUACGGUUAUGCAUCUCUUCUGCAAACUCUUUACAUUCACGGAAAUGUGGGCGUCCCUGUUUCUGGCCGUUAAUCGCUUCGUGGCGUUCACUUAUCCGCACCACUACAGCUGCCGGAACCAACGGAGACAACUUGAAAAAUUUGUCCUCCACUUGUGGUUAUCGGAUACAACUUACCCGCAACUCCGCACCGGCUCGGGUAUCCUCGUCGCGCAUCAACAGUUCUCGCACACCUUGCAAACCGGCAUUACCAAUCCAUUCUACAUGGCAACGGGAUGGAUUGUCUGGUUGGGAUUGUCAAUUCGCGGAGUCAACUGUACCGUCAUGUAUUUUUUCUGCCGAGUAUUCACGUACACGGAAAUCUACGCAUCACUGUUUCUCGCCGUUAACCGUUGCAUCGCCUUGAUCUUCCCGCACCGCUACAUUUUAAUAUCGCCAAAAAGAGCGGUUAUCCUGCAGAUGCUGCUGCCAUGGGAGGUCGCCUUGCUGCUGAGCCUGGGUUGGGUGGUGCCGGGUUUCUUCGGGAUCGGGAGCAUUUUCGGGAACCGGAAAACGGACUGCGGACAUAUCGGUGUCCCGUCUGCUCUGAUCACUGACACCGUAGCCAGCCUUGGUUUGUGUAUUCCGUUAAUUAUUGAGGGACUUUGCUACGUCACGGUGCUGAUCCAUCAGAAGAAAUGA